Sphaeramia orbicularis (orbiculate cardinalfish) is the source of this 1638-nucleotide messenger RNA. Its product is annotated as patatin-like phospholipase domain-containing protein 2. Lineage: Eukaryota; Metazoa; Chordata; Actinopteri; Kurtiformes; Apogonidae. Gene Ontology annotation, molecular function: triacylglycerol lipase activity. The transcript is spliced from 10 exons. Gene Ontology annotation, cellular component: lipid droplet; membrane; cytoplasm. Bases 1 to 1638 code for a protein of 545 amino acids. The record is from RefSeq and is a predicted model, not a curated record. Gene Ontology annotation, biological process: triglyceride catabolic process; lipid homeostasis.
AUGGUGACGCACAGCCCAGGCCAAGGUCCAGGUCCAAGUGUAGAUCCAGAUCCAGGUCCAGAUCCAGAUCCAGAUCCAGAUCCAGACUUGGACCCCGGACAGAUGCAGGACCCGGACCUGGACCCCGGACAGAUGCAGGACCCGGACCCGGACCCCAGACUGAUGCCGGACCCGGACUUGGAUCCCGCACAGGUGCCGGACCAGGGCCCGGACCUGGACCUGGACUCGGACUGGAGUGUGUCGUUCGCCGGGUGCGGGUUCAUGGCGGUCUACUACAUCGGGGCCGCGGCUUGCGUCCUGGAGCGCGCUCCCGGCCUCUUCACCGGGGCCUCCCGGAUCUGCGGAGCUUCGUGCGGGUCUGUGGUGGCGGCUCUGCUGGCGGUGGGAACCCCCCUGGACAAAUGCUGUGCAGAGCUGAUGUCCAUGGCUCAGAAGGCGAGGGGGCGUGGCCUGGGCCCCCUCCACCCCACCUUUAACCUGCUCCAGCUGGUCCAGGACGCUCUGAAGGUCCACCUCCCCGAAGACGCCCACAUCCGCGCGACUGGAAAACUGGGCGUGUCCCUCACCAGAGUGGCUGAUGGGAAAAACGUCCUGGUGUCGGAGUUCGACAGCAAAGACGAACUCAUCCAGGCUUUAAUCUGCAGCUGCUUCAUCCCUUUUUACUGUGGACUGAUUCCACCCACGUACCGCGGAGUGCGUUACGUGGACGGCGCCGCCAGCGAUAACCUUCCUCACUGUCACCUGAAGAAGACCAUCACGUUCUCAGCGUACGCCGGAGAGAGCGACAUCUGUCCUCCAAUGAGUGCGCUCAACCUCCACGAGGUCAGAUUCAACAACGUCAGCAUCCAGGUGAACUGGGAGAACGUCAGGAGGGUCGCCAACACCUUCUUCCCUCCAGACGCUGAGGCCAUGGCUCAGAUCUGUCAGAACGGUUUCAUGGACGCGCUUCGUUUCCUUCAGAAAAACAACCUGAUCAGUCCGAGCCCUCAGACCCAUGUGGAUCCAGACCCAUUCAGACCAUGUUGUGAGUUUCUGGAUCAGACUGAACCAGAUCAAACCCAGAAGAACCACCAGAACCACCAGUGGCUGAAUCCACAGUUUAUAGAGAAACUGCCUCUGAACCUGAGGACGAUUCUGUGCGACGCCUGUAAACGCAGCUGUUCCUCUGGCGGUCUGUUGUCCAAUGUGUCCUCGUACCUGCGAACGCCUCAUGCUCUUCCGAUGACAUCACGUCUGGCUCAGAGGUUCAUGGACUGGAUCCCAGACGUCUACGGACUCGCAGGAGACGUUUUCAGAAGAACCCGAAAAAAACAGGAGGAAAACAAGGAUGAAGAGGAAGACAAGGAGGAGGACAAAGGUCAAAGCGUUCGUCUUCUCCGUCGCUGUUCCAGUUUACCAUCAGACCUGAACCUGUGGGACCACAGAGAACCCCACCCCAUGACCCCAGAGGCCACGCCCACCUCCAGCCUCGCCUUCACCUGGGACCACAUGCCCCUGACUCCGCCCCCGACACCCACCUUUAGCCCCGCCCUCUCAGGGUUGGGUUUUGGUCUGAACCACGCCACGGGCUGGACGACUGCACAAGGACCGAAAAAAACAGAAGAAGAAGAACAAGAAGAAGGAGUUGAUCAGAAAUAA